Molecule: messenger RNA, 1320 nt
Organism: Solanum tuberosum (potato)
Lineage: Eukaryota; Viridiplantae; Streptophyta; Magnoliopsida; Solanales; Solanaceae
Product: acetyl-CoA-benzylalcohol acetyltransferase-like
Exons: 1
Coding region: 1-1320 (439 amino acids)
Source: RefSeq, a predicted model, not a curated record
AUGGCCAAGUUAGAGAUUCAAAUCCAGAUGAGGAAAAUGAUUAAGCCUUCAACACCUACCCCGAAUCAUCUCCGGAGCCUCAAGCUUUCAUUUUUUGAUCAGGGGGCUCCUCGUUUAUAUGUACCAAUAUUGUUCCAUUACUUGCCAACAGGUGAAUGCAACAGGGAAUUAGGAAUUAUUGAAAAAUGUGAAAAGCUGCAAAACUCUUUGGCUGAGACGUUAACCAGUUUUUACCCUCUAGCUGGAAGAUUUAUGGAAGAUAAAUUCUUGAUUCACUGCAAUGAUGUAGGUGUUGAGUAUGUUGAAUCCAAAGUCAAUAUGAAUCUUGCUGAGUUUCUCCGUCGAGGACCCAAGAUUGAGCUUUUGGAUGAUCUUCUUCCUGAAAUGGAUCAGUCAUCAAGUCCAUUACUCGGUGUCCAAGUGAACCUAUUCAAUUGUGGAGGACUAGUCAUGGGGAUACAAAUUUCACACAUCAUAGCUGAUGCUUUCACUUUAGCAACAUUUCUCAAUGAAUGGGCAAACACUAGCCUUACAGGGACCACAAAAGAUUGUCUCCCAAGUUUCGGUCACUUGUCAUCACUCUUCCCCCCAAGAGUGAUAUCUGCAGGGCCUCAAUUUUCACUACCAUCCAUAGAAGGCCCUAAGAUUAUCACAAAGAGGUUUGUGUUUGAUGCUUUUGCAAUAGCAAACCUCAAAGACAGAAUCAAUCCGAGUACUGCCAUAUUCACUCGAGUGGUAGUCGUUAUGUCAUUAAUAUGGAAAGUUCUUAUGGGGAUUUCAUCAGCCAAACAUGGACAUUCAAGGGACUCGUCUUUUGUAUUUCCUAUUAAUUUGAGGGGAAAAUCAAAGUUAUCAUCGUUGGAACAUGCUCAAGGGAAUUUCUAUGUGACUGUAGCUGCUACUCUUGAGGCAAACGAGAUGAGAAGAGAGUUACAUGAGUUUGUUAACGCUAUAGGAAGUACAGCAAGGAACACAUCUCUCAGCAUUGGUAAGGCGGCAAGCGUAGAUGAAAUUAUGUCUCUGUCCAUUAACUGUGGCACAGAAAUCAUUAACAAAUUUGUUCAAGGAGACGCGAUAGACAUUUAUCCGAGUACUAGUUGGUGUAGAUUUCCCUGGUACGAAGCGGACUUUGGUUGGGGAAAGCCAAUGUGGGUAAGCAGCGUUGGCAAAACAUUUGAAGUAAUUAGUCUGUUUGAUACAAAAGAUGGCGAUGGAAUAGAAGCAUGGGUUAGUUUGAAGGAGAAUGACAUGCUUGAAUUCGAAAGAGACACACAAAUUUUGGCCUCAACAGCAUUUGAUUCUUCGAUUUGGAUAAAAUGA